Labrus mixtus (cuckoo wrasse) is the source of this 4802-nucleotide messenger RNA. RefSeq names its product ubiquitin-conjugating enzyme E2Q family member 1 (gene ube2q1). The record is from RefSeq and is a predicted model, not a curated record. The coding region runs from base 535 to 1656 and encodes 373 amino acids. The transcript is spliced from 13 exons. NCBI's taxonomy places the organism in Eukaryota, Metazoa, Chordata, Actinopteri, Labriformes, Labridae.
AAACGCCAUCUUUAAACCCCACAAGAGGCCAGUCACAGUUGUAUUACCGGGGAUGAAAAAACACAUUACAGCGGAAUAUAAGUUCAGAUCAUGCAGCUGGUAUGAUUACUCUCCGGCUAAGUAACCCAUAAGGAACUGUCUGAUGGGACUGUGAGGAGCUGGUCACUGGACACCACGGGAGCCUUAAAUAAGUGUUGUCAUAGACGGGCAAUAACAAUAGACGGAAAGACGACAACAACAACGGACUAGCUAACUCGCUAGUACUGCGCUGAUUUCAAAUGCUAACUGAGAGCUAAGCUAACGAGAGCUACUUCAUCAGCAAAUCUUGUUCGGCUGAUGCGCUGAUAUUUGACCACACGCAAGAUUAUAGCAGGUUGCUAAGUAUCCAGCAACACAUACUUGGACUGUGUUUCAUCUCUUUGCCACUUUUAAAGCCAUUUUUAGGAGUGAGAAUUACGUAGUGGCGCUAGUUAGCCGAGAGCUAAGUCCCGACUUCUCCCCCUCCCCAGCGGCCCGGCCGGAGAUGCACGGAAGAUGUCGGUGUCGGGGCUGAAGGCCGAGCUGAAGUUUUUGGAAUCCAUUUUUGAUCCGAACCACGAACGCUUCAGGAUCAUUGACUGGAAACCUGAUGAACUGAGCUGUCAGUUUAAUGUAACAGGAGAAAAGCUCUUAAUUAUCCACUGUAACAUAACGGAAUCUUAUCCAUCUACGCCUCCGAUAUGGUUUGUGGACUCUGAUGACCCGAGCUUAGCGCAAGUUUUGGAGAGGUUGGAAGAUGUGAGAAAAGGAAGCACCCUGCUUUUGCAGCAGUUGAAGAAACUCAUUUGUGACCUUUGUCGGCUGUACAACCUUCCCCAACAUCCAGAUGUGGAGAUGCUGGACCAACCCCUGCCUGCAGGCCCCGUGGGACAAGACCGAAAGCAUGGGACAGAGGAGGUCACAUCAGAAGAAGAAGAGGAAGAGGAGAUGGGAGAGGACAUAGAGGAUCUGGACCACUAUGAAAUGAAAGAAGAGGAGCCUGUGGACGGGAAGAAGUCUGAGGAUGAUGGCAUCGAGAAGGAGAAUCUGGCCAUCCUGGAGAAAAUCCGAAAGAACCAGAGGCAGGACCACUUGAAUGGAGCUGUGUCUGGUUCAGUGCAAGCUUCUGACCGCCUGAUGAAGGAGCUUAGAGAGAUCUACAGGUCUCAGAGUUACAAGACAGGUAUCUAUUCAGUCGAGCUUGUUAAUGACAGCCUGUAUGAAUGGCACGUCAAACUAAGGACGGUGGAUCCAGAUAGCCCCUUACACAGUGAUUUACAAGUCCUAAAGGAAAAGGAAGGAAUGGACUACAUUUUACUAAACUUCUCAUAUAAAGAUAAUUUCCCCUUUGAUCCUCCGUUUGUCCGGGUGGUUUCGCCAGUGCUUUCUGGGGGGUAUGUUCUUGGAGGAGGUGCCCUGUGCAUGGAACUUCUCACCAAACAGGGUUGGAGCAGUGCCUAUUCCAUUGAGUCUGUCAUCAUGCAGAUCAAUGCCACUUUAGUCAAAGGAAAAGCCAGAGUGCAGUUUGGAGCCAAUAAAAACCAGUACAAUCUCGCCAGAGCACAGCAGUCCUAUAAAUCCCUGGUUCAGAUCCAUGAAAAGAACGGCUGGUACACACCCCCUAAGGAGGACGGUUAAACAGACUCUUGCUUUCCUGCACUGGGACCACAUGUCAUUGAUUCUUAUUUUCUUGAGACCAAUAUUUUUUUUAAAUCCUGAAAACCAUUUUGUUCUCUACAUAAGAGUUUGAACUCCAAAGCAAAGUUCUCAUUCAGUGACCCCCCCUCCCCCCCCCCCCCCAGAUACUAGCACAUAAACACACAUCCCCACCCGACAUUUUCAUCAGCUACACGCAAGGGUAUGUCCUCUUCAGAUAUUUAUCUCUGUGUACAUCCUUUUGUAUUUUACGAUCUAAGUUUUCAUCUUGGCAUUCAUCGCGUAUGUCAGGAAACCGGUGGUCUAAUUAUUGCGUCAAGUCACCAUUUUGGUUUUGGCGUCGAGCAUGCCGAGGUUACCUGCUGGCUGUGAGUUGAAAGGUGCAGCAUGGCUUUAUCCAGCAGUCUGUUGCUCCGGUCGCUAGACUCUGCCUCUUUGGCCACAGACUGGAUCGGAAAAUGGCAUGCGACAUUUCCCUGAUGCGAUGCAGUGGUGGCUGGGAAGACACUUCAAAGUGGCCGAUGGGAAGAACCACUGCUUUUUCUUUCCAUGGACAGCCUCUGUAAUAUUGUGCUCAUGUAUUAUCUUUACAAAAUACCAAGAUCCCUCCUCUGGAAUAAUGUGCUUCUGAGGCUUGCUCGCUUCCAAACCUCUUAUCUAUAAAAGCUUGAAGCCCUGAGGUGGAAGGGGGGUGGGUGGCUAAAAGGACUUUUGCAGCCUGAAUGGGACAGCCCAGAUGAAGAACAACAUCCUGCUGAGCUCCAAGGUUGGAGACCACCGGCAUCAUCGCAACCAGCUACGGGACAUCUCCCUGCAGGGAUGGGUUUGGUGUACGGCUAGAAACAUGAGGAAGCGAAGCGGGGGCGUGCUUGGAUUAUCACACUGUAAUGUAGUUGAUUUUAACUCCUCGUGUAAACAUGUACAUUUGUAUUUCUGCAAAAGGAUUUAAUUGUUUAUAAUGUAACCUUGUCUGGGUCUUUGGCUUUGCAGAGACUUGUAUUACUAUAUACCCUUGACUAUUAACAGCAAGGGCACUGCAACUUCCUGAGACCCAUUUAGAAUAAGAAAAAGUUGCUUCAUGGAUACUCUUGCAGAAGGAAACAAAAGUAUGCCAUGUUCUUAUGUAAGCUUAAUGACUACUGCGGUUUUUUUUUGUUUGUUUUUUUAAUAUUGAUUAGUAAUCCUCAUGUUAUUGGCAACAUUUACAGAUCCAUUCCCCUCACUGGAUGGCACCUCUUAACUACAGCAGGCGUAACAAUAAUGGCACAGACACUGCUGUUUUCUGGCAUUCGAGAUGUUUGGCUUUUCAUAUCUGAUCACUCAAACCGGAUGAACCUCAGUAAGGUCAUGCAGUGAAGACGCAGUCUUGAGGAGUUUUGUUGUACUGAAGAAACUUAAGUCUUAACAGCUUACUUUACAGUGUAGUCACCUGCUUGGUUCUUGUAGCAGGUUCACAUCCUGAGCACUUUGCCAAUCUGGCAGUCAUAACAAACAGUUCACAGGAAGGGAAAAAAAAAGUGACCUUUGCCUUCUGACUUUUCCUUGACCUCAUGGCUGGUUUUUUAAAAUGCAGCCGGAGUUUGAAAUUCACAGCAAUAGUCUCGACCGUAUACCUUCUGGCUUCACACCUGGGGAGAUCACUGGAGUCUAUUCCAUUUCCAGAAUAUUUCUGUCGAUUUGAUAAAUAUUUGUUCAGAUUUGCCACAGGAAAGGACCCAGCUCUUCCCAUUAGCACUUCUCUGGCUACUAUUCAUAACCACUCCCAGCACUGCUGCCCCCUCUCAGCGUGCCGGGUCUUUGAUGUAAUGUGAAUAAUAUGCAGAAAACUGUUUGGAUCAUUCCAAUUAAUGCAGUUAUACGUUUGUUGUGGGUGUUCUAUUGUGUGGUUACUUGCAUUGUUUUAAGUAUAUUGUCCUGAAAACCAGCAUAGAAAGCUUAGUUGUGCUAAUUCAUACAGGCAUUCCUCAUUUUUGAGUUGAUUUUAAGUAUUUUUUCUCAGUGAUAUUAACCUCAGCCACCAAUAUCUUUAAAACAGGCAGAUGGGUAUCAAACAGACAGCCUGUUCUAAACUCAUUUGCUGGAUGUGUAUAACAGAUUUCUAACUGAUUUCAUGUUUCACCACAAGCAAAUUCUCAACAGGACUUAAGGUCUUUGGCAUGGUUGUUAGCUGUUGUGAUGCCAUUGGUAAUGUAUCAGUCACUUCAUCCUGGUCACAUUGUCAAGCCCACCCCUGCAUUAUCUGAAGAAGCAAACUCAGGAAUACAUACUGCACACUCGACUUUGCUAAAGAUUGCUUCAGAAUUAGUCAUGAAACAUAAGAUUGAAUGCGUCAAUCUUUUGUUGGGCCAUAUUAAAAUGAUGCCUCAGUUAAACCAAGAGGCAUCGCAGUGUGGUUUGCUGUUGAAUUGGACACUCUUAGAUUGAUUCCAUGGUUGAUAAAUAAUUAACAAGCAAGUUUUGGAAUGAUCAGACUAUAAGUAUCCUGUUUUACUAGGCUUCAGACCACCCUGUUUCUUUGAUAUUGCUGUAUUUUGCAUGUCAAUAUAUCAAUGGGUGUUUUUUUCCCCAAGUGAUGGAAGGUAAAGAGUGGUUGGGUUGGGUGGUAAAAGACUAGUUGUAUCGAUUUUUCAUAAAUUGUUUACUUAACUUUAUCAGUGCACAGGAUAACUUCUCACUGUGUUCUACUUAAUGAACCAGGUCGUAUAAGAGACACAUGGACUUACAGGACAUUCCACCUGUUCUGAGUUUCUUUCUAAAGAUGCCAGGAUUCCCAUCAAAAGUAGCAGUGCAGAUGUGUUUGCCAUCAGAUACCCAACUAUUGGAAUAGCCGUAAAUAUAAGUAUGUUGUGCACUGAAUAACAGCUUCUCUGACACCAUCUCAUAUCGUCCAACUAACAGAAACCUUCUCUGCUUUGGGGAGCAACAAAUUGGUCUGAGGUCUGAAUUAGCCUGAUACUGGGUUCUGUGCCGUGCUUCAUUAACUGCAGUGGCCGGGUUAUAAAGUUAUGCACUGUUAGCAUGCUUUGGUUUGGUUUCAUUUUUUUUUCCAUUGCAAGGGUGAUUUUGAACAUGUAAAGUAAUUUGUAAACUUGCAUCAAGUUUAUGAAUAAAGAAUUUUAUGAAAUAUA